UCGGGGUUCAAGGCCUAGUGGCGGGAUGGCGGGGGCCUGGGGCGGGGCGUAGAGUGGAACUGCGCGCCAAGUGCGGAGCAGUUGAGGCGUAGACUGCGGGCGGCCAGUUCCGGGAGCGUUCCUUGCGCGCUGAGGAAAACAUAUCCGGACAGAACGGUAGCUCGGAGGACAGUCGGAGGUGUUUCCUGAUAAUGCUGCUGCUAAAUAUAGUCAAAGCAGUGGCCCGGUUCCCUUAGCAACCCGGUGCAGGCCUCGCGUCUGUGCCAGACCUGGAGUUUGACCCAGCGUCAUCCUCUGUGGGUAAAUAAGGGCCAGUCCCUUUCGGAAAGUCUCCACGUGAGGAGCGCAAGCUCAAGACUGAAAGUAGCAUGGAUCUGCCUGUGGAUGAAUGGAAAUCCUACCUACUUCGGAAGUGGUCUUUACUCCCAAAGUCGGCUCAGGUCACAAUUUCUACCGCAGAAACUUUGAGCGAAAUCUUUCUUCACUCUUCUUCGUUUCUUCGAUCUGAGGAUGAGAAGUUUUUAAAAAGACUUUCUCAAGGUUACUUGGUGGGAAAGGAUCCCAGCGCUCCCUGUUUCUACAGAGAAGAAGGAAACAAAAAAUUCCAGGAGAAGAAUUACAGUGGAGCUGCAGUGCUGUACUCUAAGGGAGUUUCACAUUCAAGGCCUAACACUGAGGACAUUUCACUGUGCUAUGCUAAUCGCUCUGCAGCCCUCUUCCGCCUGGGUCAGUAUGAAACCUGUCUCAACGAUAUCAUCAGAGCACUGACCUAUGGAUAUCCAGAAAGACUGCAACCCAAGCUGAUGUUGCGUAAGGCAGAAUGCCUGGUGACCCUGGGGAGAUGGAAGGAAGCAAGCCAAACCAUCAGUGAUCUAGAAAGUAAUUUCACUGCCAAACCAACCCCAGCAGCUUCUGCCUUUCAGAUUCUACCGAAAAACCUCUACUGUCUGAAAAUGAAGAUACAAGAAAAAGAGAACUUCCCAGAAACCUUCCCCACAGCUUUAGCCAAAGACUUUGAGGGUAUGGACCUAAGGGAAGAGAAUGAACAAAUUUCUAGUGCAUCAUCAUCUGUCUGCUUAUGCACAGACCCUUUAAAAGGCCGCUAUCUGAUUGCCACAAGAGACAUUAUCCCAGGAGAGCUCCUAGUGAAGGAGGAUGCUUUUGUGAGUGUCCUCAACCCAGGAGAAAUGCCACCACUGCCUCAGGGCUUAGAGAGCAGGUGGGAUACCAGAGUUACCAAUGGGGACCUCUACUGUCACAGAUGUUUGAAGCAUACUUUGGCCACGAUUCCCUGCCAUGGAUGUAGCUAUGCCAAGUAUUGUAGCCAGGAGUGUAUGCAGCAGGCCUGGGAGCUGUACCAUAGCAUAGAGUGUUCUCUAGGGGGGCUGCUGCUCACACUGGGGAUGUUUUGCCAUGUUGCCCUGAGGUCGACUCUUUUGGCUAGAUUCGAAGAUGUGGACAAAGUUGUAAGGAGGAUUUGUGAUGAGAUUAAUAACAAGGACAUAGGUUUACCUGAAAGCAAGACUCCGGUCAAGACAUUCAGCUGCAGCCAGGGAAAAAGAGAGGAAAUUGGCAAAAUAGUUGAAACCCAAAUUCCUGGAUGUAAUCUUAAUGGGAAGUAUGAAAAUAAUUAUAACGCUGUCUUCAGCCUUUUGCCCCAUACUGAAAACCAUAGCCCAGAGCAUAAAUUUCUGUGUGCUCUCAGUGUCUCUGCACUGUGUAGGCAACUGGAAGCAGCCAGCCUGCCUGCCCUCACCACGGGUCUGCGGGCAGCAGUGACUCCUGAAUGGUGUGCGGAUUUGAACAUUUGGGCAGUGGCCAUGCUGCGACACUUGUUACAGCUGCAGUGUAAUGCUCAGGCAAUAACUACCAUACAGCACACAGCAUCUAAAGAGAGCAUCAUUACUGACAGCGGGCAGGUCCGCCUUGCCACAGGCAUCUUCCCUGUUGUGAGCCUCCUGAACCACUCCUGCAGCCCCAAUACCAGCGUGUCUUUCAAUGGCACUGUCGCCACCGUUCGGGCAGCGCAGCCAAUUAGAAAAGGGCAGGAGAUUCUCCACUGCUAUGGGCCACAUGAGAGCCGGAUGAGUGUUGCUGAAAGGCAGCAGAAGCUGAGGUCUCAGUACUUCUUUGACUGUAGCUGUCCAGCUUGUCAUUGUGAGGAGCCCAGAACAGCUACAGGGCCCAGGUGGGAAGCAUUCCGCUGUAACAGUUGCAGAGCACUCAUGCAGGGGGACGAUGUCCUGAGCUGUGGGAAUGGAGCUUGUCCGGAAGCCGUCAGCAGGACCCACCUGGUCUCUCGGUUGCAGAACCUACAGCAGCAGGUUGGGAUGGCUUGGAAGCUUCUCAGAAAUGGCAAGCUCGAGCAAGCCAUUCUGUGGUUGUUAAGGUGCCGGGAAGAUGCUGAGAGCUUCCUGUCAGCAGAGCAUGCUGUGGUAGGGGAAAUUGAGGAUGACCUGGCCCGGGCCUAUGCUGCCCUAGGGGAUUGGCAAAAAUCAGCUACCCAUCUACAGAAGAGUCUCCAAGUGGUUGAGGCUCGCCACGGGCCGUCCAGUGUUGAAACAGGCCAUGAGCUCUUCAAACUAGCCCAAGUCUUGUUCAACGGGUUUGCGGUACCCGAAGCUCUGAAUGCCAUACAGAGGGCAGAAGAGGUCCUGUUGGUGCACGGUGGCCCUCAGAGCGGUGAGAUCCAGGAGCUCCAGAAGAUGAGGUCCUGUUUACUGGACUUGCCACCCAUCCCCAAGGGGGCCCAAGGGAUUCUAGCCCAUGGAAAGGAGACAUGACAGAUGGUUAAAGAGGUCCUGUUGCUACUGAGCUGUCAUCAGAAAAGACAGGACUUGUCCAAAGGUCCCAGCCCUAGGGUAUAAGCAGGAAGGACUCAGAAAAUACCACAAUUGGAAAGAGACACACACUUACUUUGAUGGAUAUUUCUUGAACUAGUUAAUUCCCCUCCAAUAAAAACUCCCAGUUCCCAGAAAGACUGACAACUAGUAUCUGGAGAGUUCAGGUCUUUUAAAGGGAUUGUAGCUGAUCUGUAGGCAUCUGUAUGUUAGCGGGGUUUUGGCCGGAUUCCAUCUCGCUAAGCAAUGUGAGUUUGUCUCCCUGGAACAUUCCUAUGGUUUCACAUAGUAAUGAAAUGUUUCGUACCACUCCA
This is a messenger RNA of Chinchilla lanigera (long-tailed chinchilla), 3154 nucleotides long. It is a transcript of the gene Smyd4, whose product is annotated as SET and MYND domain containing 4. Gene Ontology annotation, molecular function: protein binding. Bases 369 to 2783 code for a protein of 804 amino acids. The record is from RefSeq and is a predicted model, not a curated record. Lineage: Eukaryota; Metazoa; Chordata; Mammalia; Rodentia; Chinchillidae. The transcript is spliced from 11 exons.